Messenger RNA from Fragaria vesca subsp. vesca, 857 nucleotides. RefSeq lists its product as uncharacterized. Gene Ontology annotation, molecular function: iron ion binding; L-ascorbic acid binding; procollagen-proline 4-dioxygenase activity. The transcript is spliced from 4 exons. NCBI's taxonomy places the organism in Eukaryota, Viridiplantae, Streptophyta, Magnoliopsida, Rosales, Rosaceae. Gene Ontology annotation, cellular component: endoplasmic reticulum. Gene Ontology annotation, biological process: peptidyl-proline hydroxylation to 4-hydroxy-L-proline. The coding region runs from base 43 to 774 and encodes 243 amino acids. The record is from RefSeq and is a predicted model, not a curated record.
AGAUGGUGAAUAAUAAAAAAAGAAAAAGAAGAGAGGUCGCGUAUGGCUGAAACAGAAACAAGGAAGAGGAAGAUGGGAGAGAGAAGAGAAGCUGAUUCCAGUUCCAGGAAAACUACACCAAAGUGGCCAACAGUCAAAUCAAAGCAAAACAUUCAGAUAACCCGUCUCAAAGACAAUGAUCUUUUCACUGUACCAAAUUUCUUCACAUCUGCAGAAUCAAAGACUUUUGUUAAAGUUGCAGAGUCUAUUGGGUUUGUUCACCAAGGAAGUCUAGGCCCAACAAAAGGUGAAGCUUAUAGAGACAAUGAUAGAAUCUCUGUGAACGAUCCUGUUCUUGCUGAUACAAUAUGGAAUUCUGGGCUCAGCAAAUUGUUUUCUGACAUCAAAAUUCGACGGGAGGUUGCUGUUGGCUUAAACCCAAAUAUCAGACUCUACAGGUACAAGGCUGGUCAGCGAUUUGGGAGGCAUAUUGAUGAAAGUGUUGAUCUUGAAGAUGGAAAACGCACACAUUAUACUUUGUUGAUAUAUUUGAGUGGUGGUUCUAAACCGAAAGCGAAAAACGAUGUGAGCAGUCCUGAGGAUUCAUCCUCUGAGCCUCUGGUUGGAGGAGAGACCGUCUUCUAUGGCUCAAGGAAUAGUGUUGUGGCUGAGGUGGCUCCUGUUGAAGGGAUGGCUCUUCUACACAUUCAUGGGCACAAAUGUUUGCUGCAUGAAGCUCGAAAUGUUACUAAGGGUAUCAAGUAUGUGUUCCGUUCAGAUGUUGUAUUUGCAUGAUGUAAGUACUUGAAAAUUUUCUGAUAUAAAAGAAUACUAAAAGAAUGUUGUAGCAGAAAUGUUAAUCAUCGAUUCAUUGCUGA